UGAUCUCUGAAUUCCGCUAUACUCUCUAAUGCGGAUCUACAGUGUAACUUGACAGUUCCUUUGUAGUUCAACGAUACAGGAUCAGGAAAAAGAUUGUAAUCACUCGAUUAUGUAGUACGUGGUGUACAGGACGUGCCAGGAUUGUUAUGUCAUGUGAUGUCAUAAACACAAAGCCUAUCAACAGUUUAUAUACAGUAUGCACAAAUUGAAUAUAAAAGGCCUGUCAUUUUAAGCAAGGAUCAUUCCCAAACUCGAAAAGCAAGAUGGCAUCAACUCAAAUCGAUACGAUGAAGAACCUUCUGGAGGAGCUGAAGAAGGAGACCUCUUGGGCGACAUCAAAGACUGCUCUGCUCUGCGAAAAGAUAGAUGCAGCAUUCUGGAAGUGUCAGGACAAGGAGGGAUUUACGCAGGUUUUCUGCGAUUGCGGUGGACCAGAGCUCCUGGUCUCCAUCCUCAAGAGGUUUGAGGAGGAUGGACUCAUCAGCGCCUGGGAGACGGCCUUCAUUAUCUACAACUGCCUAUGCAACCUCAGCGAGGCCAGCCUACCACUGUCUGUACAGCUGGGACUACAGGGUAUGGUGAAGCUAUGCGCACACAACAUCGUCAAAUACGCAGAGAAGAUGCAUCUGAAGGACAUACGGGAUCUGGUCCGUAUCUCUCUGAGCAUCCUCUGCAACCUCUCGACCGCGCCCAACAACCGGUGCUCUUCAGGGAGGAGGGCGUGGCCCAAAAGAUGCAGCCGUACCUGACCGGCGACCCUUUCCUCAAGUCCAUCUGCAUGAUUACCCUUGCAUACAUAGCGGAAGACGGGCAGGAAUCCACCUUGGCUCAACAGGGAACAGAUACGACUGAAUACCUGGUAAAAAUUCUGAAAGACGCCCUCAGGAGUCCCGACAAAAGGUACAGGGGACUGUGUGACAGAGAGAUAGCCCUAGCCCUAGGACGAUUGGCUGUACAUGAUGGCAACAAAUACAAGAUCCUUGAAGGAGGAGGGCUCCCUCUACUGGUGGAGAUGCUCAAGAGCGAGAACACGCACGCUCAAGAGGCUGCUGCCAACACCAUCAAGGCCCUGGCUUUCUCUGCAGUGCUUCGUCGUAAGCUACAAGAAGAAGGAGACUGUGUGAGGGUACUGGAGUCGCUCGGUCAGUCUACGGACUCCAGGGUAUCGGACGCUGCUAAAGGGGCAUUGUGGGUAAUCACACAUGGAUGAGCAUCCGAAGAGCAGAAAUGGGAGAGAGGGACUGGGGAAGAGUGAAAACUAAGAUGAAAAGAGGGGCACUUUAAAA
This is a messenger RNA of Strongylocentrotus purpuratus (purple sea urchin), 1286 nucleotides long. RefSeq lists its product as uncharacterized. The transcript has 5 exons. NCBI's taxonomy places the organism in Eukaryota, Metazoa, Echinodermata, Echinoidea, Camarodonta, Strongylocentrotidae. Gene Ontology annotation, molecular function: protein binding. The record is from RefSeq and is a predicted model, not a curated record. The coding region runs from base 521 to 1210 and encodes 229 amino acids.